This is a messenger RNA of Xyrauchen texanus (razorback sucker), 1416 nucleotides long. RefSeq names its product steroidogenic factor 1-like. Lineage: Eukaryota; Metazoa; Chordata; Actinopteri; Cypriniformes; Catostomidae. Gene Ontology annotation, cellular component: RNA polymerase II transcription regulator complex. The transcript has 7 exons. The coding region runs from base 7 to 1416 and encodes 469 amino acids. The record is from RefSeq and is a predicted model, not a curated record. Gene Ontology annotation, molecular function: zinc ion binding; nuclear receptor activity; RNA polymerase II cis-regulatory region sequence-specific DNA binding. Gene Ontology annotation, biological process: tissue development; hormone-mediated signaling pathway; regulation of transcription by RNA polymerase II.
AGGGUGAUGGACUUCACACCAAAUGAAGAGUUUGAUGAGCUUUGCCCUGUAUGUGGAGAUAAAGUGUCUGGAUAUCAUUACGGACUUCUUACCUGUGAAAGUUGUAAGGGGUUUUUCAAGAGAACGGUUCAGAAUAACAAGAGAUACACAUGCACACUGAACCAAGACUGUGGCAUUGAUAAAACCCAGAGGAAGAGAUGUCCUUACUGUCGCUUUCAGAAGUGCAUCAGUGUCGGCAUGAGACUCGAGGCUGUCCGAGCAGAUCGAAUGAGGGGGGGAAGAAACAAAUUUGGCCCCAUGUACAAGCGUGAUCGUGCCCUUAAACAGCAGAAAAGAGCUUUAAUCAGAGCCAGCUUUAAAAUAGAGCCCAACCCAAACCUGCCAUCCACUGCCCAGUCUGAGUACCCUUAUCCCAGGUCACUCCCCACUCCCCAUCCCUCUUCACUAUCCUCUCCAGAGUAUGACUGCCCUCCUCUCUGCCCGACGGCCCUGGGUGUGGCCCUGCAGAGCUAUGGGUCAUUUCCAGCUCAGUGCCAGUACACUGCUCCGUCCCUGCCUACUAGAUCCAUUAAGGCAGAAUAUCCACAUGCAUACUCCAGUUCCCCUGACUCUUCACUAGGGUACCCCUACCCUGAUGGCUGCAUGCCUGCCUCUCCACACACUAGUCCUAUGCACCCAGGAUUGCCCCCACUGGUGCUAGAGCUGGUCAGCUGUGAUCCAGAUGAGGAGCAGGUGAGAGGGAAAAUCUGCUCUUUUCUUCACCAGGAGCAAAGCGGCAGGGGUAAACUGGAUAAACCGCGGCCCUUCAGCCUGUUGUGUGUCAUGGCGGAUCAGACACUAUUCUCUAUUGUUGAGUGGGCAAGAAGUUGUGUCUUCUUCAAGGAACUAAAGGUGGGAGAUCAGAUGGGGCUGCUGCAUAACUGCUGGAGUGAACUUCUGCUUUUUGAUCAUAUCUGCAGACAGGUGCGUCAUGGGAGAGAGAACAGUCUGCUUCUCAUCACAGGACAGGAGAUUGAGCUGUCAGCAGUGUUGGUUGAAGCAGGACUGACUCUGAACAGUCUAGUGCAGAGAGGACAGGAGCUGGCCAGGAGACUGCAACAUAUGCAGGUGGACAGAAGGGAGCUGGCCUGCAUGAAGUCUCUUAUUCUCUUCAACCCCAAUGUGAAGCUCUUGGAGAACCAGCAGUUUGUGGAGAAUGUUCAGGAGCAGUUGAACAGCGCUCUGCUCGAGUACACACUUUACUCGUACCCGCAGUGUUUUGACAGGUUCAGCCAGCUCAUACUGCGGCUUCCUGAGGUCCGCUCACUCAGUGCACAAGCUGAGGAUUACCUGUGCUACAAACACCUGUGUGGAGAGGUGCCAUGCAACAAUCUUCUCAUGGAGAUGCUUCAUGCCAAGAGAUCUACUGCAGUGUGA